This is a messenger RNA of Camellia sinensis, 793 nucleotides long. NCBI's taxonomy places the organism in Eukaryota, Viridiplantae, Streptophyta, Magnoliopsida, Ericales, Theaceae. The record is from RefSeq and is a predicted model, not a curated record.
AAAAACAAGCCAAUCAUAUUGUCUCACCGUAUGCCCCUAUAAUGAUUCUUCCUACUUUACUUGAGUUCAUAUUCCUUGUCAUCAGAUGUUAGUUUCUCUUGGUUACUGUGACAUGCAGACAUGCUUCCUGGUUUACGGCAAGGGCAAGAGAAGAUUUCAAAAAGUGAUCCAUCGUCUUCCAUCUUUAUGGAGGAUGAAGAGGUAUUAUACUGUGCUACACAAAGGGAAUGUCAAGGAGUCAUUUUUUUUGCAGUCUUUGUUAAUGAAUACUGAAUUCAGUGUUGAACUGGCCUGUAACUAAAAGCCUCAUUUGGAAUUUGACUUAUUUUUAGUUUUUGGUGCAUGUUCAUUAUAUAAAAGUAUUGUAACAUGUAAUUAUUGUGGCAGGCUGAAGUAAAUUUGAAGAUAAAGGCGACAUAUUGCCCUUCGAUGGUAGUUGAAGGGAACCCAUGCCUGAAAUACCUUAAAUACAUUAUCUUCCCAUGGUUUCAUGAAUUCAAAGUUGAACGUGGCCCUGACAAUGGUGGUGAAAAGACCUUCAACAAUAUUGAAGAACUAGUUGCAGACUAUGAAAGUGGGCAAUUGCAUCCUGGUGAUUUGAAACCUGCUCUAUCAAAAGCAUUAAAUAAGAUAUUGCAGCCUGUACGUGAUCAUUUCAAGAAUGAUCCUGCUGCUAAGGAGCUAUUGAAAAAGGUAAAGGUAUGUGUGUGUUCUGUAUCUUUGCCUUGUUUAGUCCCCCAAAUGUUUUUUUUUUCUUUAUAAAUUUUUAAUGAAUUGUAAGGUUCAUUUUUCA